AUGAGUAGAGAUAGAAGUACAUAAUAAAGUUAAUAAACUGUUGAAAACAUUUAAUAGUUAGGAAUUACGUAAUAUUAUUUUGUCAUAUUUAGAUUUCGGCAUGAAUAAGCAAAUUAAGUUUUGAGUUCAAUAUUGCUGUCUAAUUCUAUUUAUGCUAUAGCAGUGUUGCUAUUUAGCUUUUAAUUGAAUUUUGAUGGAAAUCUUUUAUCUGUUAUAUAUUGUAUUGAUUCAAAAUUGCUGUUGUAAUUGAUACAUUAGUUGUAUUUUUAUCGAAUAUUUCUUCAUUUUAACAUGUAUGAAAGUUUUUAUUAAUUUUUUAGAACAGAUAAACAUACUUUACUAAGACUAAUAUCAACUUUAGUGGAAGGUUCUUAUUUACUUGUACUUAAUUUAUAUUAGAUAUCUGGGACAAGAGAUUUGCUGUUACUUUCAAAUAUUUUUCCUUUGUUAAAUAUGUUUCUUUCUAUGAUUUUAAAAAUAAAUGAAGGAAAUUAAUACUUCAGACAAUCAAUCUCAAUAAUUAAUAAGUUUCAUGUUUUUAGAAAUAUUGCUUUAUUUAUUAUAUCAAUAUUCUUAAGCUUAAAACUUGAAGGAUACUUUGAGAUAUAAUGGUUAUAUGCUUUAUGGAUGUUUUGGAUACUUUUUGGGGUUUCUGCAUCAAUUGUUAUUUAUUAUAUUUUUGUGGUAUUGGCUUUAGGAAUCCAAAGAAUUUUAGAAUAAAAUAGUAGGCUAAAAAAUUUAGGUUAAAAAUUUAUAUUUAUUAUUAGUAAUAGUUAAUUUCUGGAUAUUGUUUUUUAUGAUAUCUAAUACUGCAAUUUUACUUUUAAUUCCAAUUUCAAUACUAAAUUUUAAUCAAGUUGGAAACUAUGGAAACUUAAUAGAUACAGCAAGGAUUAUAUUAAUUGUUAAUCAAGUUCUAUUUUCUUAUUUUACCGUUAGAUUUAAGAUAGAAUUAGUAUUGAGUUUAUAAAGUUAUCUAUCUUUAAAUGAUUCAGUAAAUCCUCUAAACACAUUACCUACUUAAUAAGGAGAACCAUAAAUAUAAAUGUUUAAUAAAUAGGACUUUGCUGAGAGUUAACUAAGUGAACCUUAAAUUUAAAUACCAAAAAUUGUCAAAAGAAUAUCUAAAACUUAUUUUGGAUUUGAUGAUCUUCCCACUGAUAAAAAAUCUGAAACAUAACUUUCUAGUAAGAAACCUUCACACCAUAAAGCAUUAUCUUCUUAAAUCUAAAAAUCUUAAGAUGAUUAAAAUGAUAAAAUAAAAAUGUCUUCCUUAAUUAAUAUCAAGAAUAGUGAAAAAUAAAAUACUAUUGGAAAUAUUCAAAAUAGUUCAAAAGAAAAUUAAUAAGUAUUCAUUAUAAUUCAUUUCUUACUUUAGCUUAGUAGUCUACCUAAAUCAGUCUCUUUAUCCUCUAUUGGUGCUUGUUGUAUCUGUUUUGACAAUGAGCCUAACGCAUUAUUUAUGUAAUGUGGUCAUGGAGGAGUUUGUUAUAAUUGUGCUAUUGAUUUAUGGAAAAACAAAGAGGAAUGUUAUUUAUGUCGAAACGUAAUUUUAAACUCUUAUAUCUAGAAAAUUGACAGAGUCUUAUAAAUCAAAAUGAUUGAAUAAUAAAAGAACAUUUAUUAAGUUAUUGGCGCUAUUGAAUUAAAUUAAAAACUUAAACUAGAACAACACAACUUAAAUUAGAUUUAAUAAUGA
Paramecium sonneborni is the source of this 1699-nucleotide messenger RNA. Lineage: Eukaryota; Ciliophora; Oligohymenophorea; Peniculida; Parameciidae. The record is from the annotation of a GenBank genome assembly.